Molecule: messenger RNA, 905 nt
Organism: Tribolium castaneum (red flour beetle)
Lineage: Eukaryota; Metazoa; Arthropoda; Insecta; Coleoptera; Tenebrionidae
Exons: 6
Coding region: 84-788 (234 amino acids)
Biological process (GO): protein peptidyl-prolyl isomerization
Cellular component (GO): intracellular membrane-bounded organelle
Molecular function (GO): peptidyl-prolyl cis-trans isomerase activity
Source: RefSeq, a predicted model, not a curated record
UUUCAGUAAAUGGGCGACUAAUUAAAUUAAAGGCUUUAUGCAAUCUGUUCUACUUAGUUUCACAAAAGCUUGGCACGUAAAGAAUGCAUUCGGCAAACAUGGUAAAGAUCUUCACUUUUUUACUUUUAUUUCAAUAUUGCAUGUGCGAUUUAUUGAAAGUAACUGAUCGAGUUUACUUUGAUAUAGAAUCUGAUGGUAAAUAUCUUGGUAGAAUUGUGAUUGGGCUCUUUGGGGAGAUUGUGCCCAACACUGUUUUAAACUUUAAACAGAUUGCAACAAACGGAAUUGGUGGUAAAACGUACGAGGGGACAAAGUUUCACACCGUUGUUCAACGAUUUAUGAUUCAAGGUGGUGAUCUGAUUUAUAAUAACGGUUCGGGUUCAAUUAGCAUUUACGGAAGAUUUUUUAAAGACGAGAACUUCACAGUGAAACAUAAUGGACCAGGGAUCGUCAGUAUGGCAAAUGGCCGCAAUACGAACGGGUGUCAAUUUUUUAUAACUACAAUGUUUGCUCCGUGGUUGGACGGAAUACAUGUUGCAUUUGGAAAGGUCCUGAAAGGUCAGGACGUUGUUCACCGAAUAGAACACUUGAAAACUGAUACUGAUAAUCAUCCCUUACACGAUGUGACCAUAAUUCGGUCAGGGUUGCUUAAAACUCAGGCCUUUUAUGAAUCGGACGAACCAUACGAAUUAACAUUUUGGGCGUGGAUUAAAGCUGGAUGGUUCCCUUUAUCUUUUUCGUUCGCAAUCAUCGGAUUUUUUCAGUGGUUUAUGGUCCAGCUGAAGUGAACAAACCGCUAUCAUUUAUUUUUAUCACUUUGUUUUUCUAAACUAUAUAAUAUUCUCCUCUUCAGUUUUGUAUGUUUUAACACGAGAUCUGAUUAAUUAAAUGUCGUAAAUAAUGUA